This is a messenger RNA of Sitophilus oryzae (rice weevil), 1832 nucleotides long. It is a transcript of the gene Cdc23, whose product is annotated as cell division cycle protein 23 homolog. NCBI's taxonomy places the organism in Eukaryota, Metazoa, Arthropoda, Insecta, Coleoptera, Curculionidae. Bases 72 to 1772 code for a protein of 566 amino acids. The record is from RefSeq and is a predicted model, not a curated record. The transcript is spliced from 6 exons. Gene Ontology annotation, cellular component: anaphase-promoting complex. Gene Ontology annotation, molecular function: protein binding. Gene Ontology annotation, biological process: cell division.
AAGUUAAUUAAGAAAAAUAAAAAAUAUUGUAUUUGUUUAUUACAUAUUACCUGUUUAAAAACAAAUUAAAAAUGAGCCUAAACGAUUUUAAAUUUGAUUUCAAAACAAUGAAACAAGAUUUACUUAAAGCUAUUCAUGAAUGUUCAGAAAGAGGCUUAUUUCAAAGUGUUAAGUGGUUGUCAGAAUUAAAUUUUGCAUUAAGUGAUGUGAAUGUUACGGCAGAAGAGAUAUCUCUUAUUCAAGAAGACCCAUGCAGUGAACAAGCUGAAUAUCUUAUAGCAAAGUCCUACUUUAAUAUUAAGGAAUAUGAUAGAUGUGCUCAUUUUGUUAGGAAUUGUUCAUCAUCAAAGCCCAGGUUUUUGUACCUGUACGCUAGAUAUUUAUCAAUAGAAAAGAAAAAACUUGAUGAUAUGACUGAUGUAAAUUGUCCACCAGAUCCUACACAAAAUGAUGCAUUAAAGGAGUUAUGUUCCGAGUUCAAAAAUGAUUUUUAUGAUAAUAAACUGGAUGGUUAUUGUACUUAUUUGUAUGGCAUAGUAUUAAAGAAACUUGAUUUGAAAUCUUUGGCUAUUGAUAUUUUUAUAAAAUCUAUUCAGCAAGAGCCGCUAAUAUGGGGAGCAUGGUAUGAAUUAGGCAAAUUGAUUAAUGAAAAAAAUGUAAAUCCUUAUAAUCAACUACCAGAUCAUUGGAUGAAGUUUUUCUUUAUAGCGCAUACAAAUUUAGAACAAUUAAACAAUAAAGAGGCAUUGGAUAUGUAUGAACAUUUAUAUUCCAUAGGAUUAGAAAAUAGUACCUAUAUUAUGUCUCAAAUAGCAUUGGCACAUCAUAACACGAGAAAAUUAGAUGAAGCCAUUGGUAUGUUCAAGAAAAUAUUAGAAUUUGAUCCUUAUCGUUUGGACAAUUUAGAUAUAUAUUCGAAUUUGCUGUAUGUUCUUGAGAAAAAGACUGACUUAGCCGAUCUAGCUCAUAAAGUAGCUAGCACAGAUAAAUAUAGGGUGGAAACAUGUUGUGUUAUUGGUAACUAUUACAGUUUAAGAUCAGAUCAUGCCAAAGCCGUUCUGUAUUUUAAAAGGGCCCUUAAAUUAAAUCCUGGGUUCUUAUCAGCUUGGACCCUGAUGGGUCAUGAGUAUAUGGAAAUGAAAAAUACUAACGCUGCAAUACAGAGUUACAGAUAUGCUGUUGAGGUAAAUUCGCGAGAUUACAGGGCUUGGUAUGGCCUGGGACAAACGUACGAAAUUCUAAAAAUGCCGUUUUAUUGCUUGUAUUAUUAUAAGCAAGCUCAACAGUUGAAACCGAAUGACAGCAGGAUGAUUAUUGCCCUUGGAGAAACGUACGAAAGACUGGACAGGACUGAAAACGCCCUAAAAUGUUAUUAUAAAGCUUGUACUAUGGGUGAUAUCGAAGGUUCAGCGUUGACAAAAUUAGCAAAGUUAUAUGAUAAGUUGAAUGAAACAGAUAAUGCGGCAGCGGUCUUUAUCGAAUACUGCCUAAGAGAAGAGGACAGAGAAGAUAAAAUUCCGGAAGACCAAAUAGAAUACUAUAACGCUCUUCAGUAUCUUGCUAAUUAUUACCUAAGGAAAGGAGAAUUGGACGAUGCUAAUACCUAUGCUUACAAAUGCAUGGAAUGCGAAGAGACAAAGGAACAAGGAAAGGCCCUCUUGAAAGCAAUCGCGGCAAAAAGGAUUGAGCAAGAUGAUGACCAUAAUGGCGGCGAAGUGAGUAUGUCCAUUGUGCAAGAGGAAUCUUUUUCCCCAUCGAAUACAAGCUUGUAAAUUAUUAAAUAUUUUUUAAAAUAUUUAAUAUUUUUUUUAUUAAAGAAGUUAAGUAAAUUU